Molecule: messenger RNA, 2018 nt
Organism: Misgurnus anguillicaudatus (oriental weatherfish)
Lineage: Eukaryota; Metazoa; Chordata; Actinopteri; Cypriniformes; Cobitidae
Gene: ttc9b
Product: tetratricopeptide repeat domain 9B
Molecular function (GO): protein binding
Source: RefSeq, a predicted model, not a curated record
UAAUAAUGGUGUUUCAGCAGCAGCGGCAGCAUCGUCAUCUCUCGAUAAGUACCUUCCCAUAAUGCCUUGCGUCAGGGUUCGCUGGCGCUGUCUGUGGUGCUGAAGCUGCACCCGCCGUCGGCAAAAGACACAGCAGAGGAAAUCUGAGCCUGCGUCCAGCAUCAUCACCUCCAUGUAUAGGCGUUACUCGAUAUCAUAAACCUCGAUGUCUAUAAUUAACCUCGUGUUAAUGUGUCGUAACGAUAGCGGUUUAUUUAUUUAGGCUAAUCGUACAAGGCGAGUCGUUGGUGUUUUGUUUAUUUUCCGCUCGGAAGGUCCUAUAUCUAUUAUUUUUCGGCUCGCAUCCUUUAUGCACAGCACGCUGCUCCAGCCUUUCAAGACAACACAGACAUCCGUGUCGAAACAGCAUGGCUUCCAGCAGUCGUGCUUACUGAGCGAGAUGGAUGCGAGCAAGCACUCGAUCAAAAGCCUGAAGAGCUAUCCCGAGGCUGGGGGCCGGAGUCUAGCCGCGGCGGCGGGCGGGGACGGCGGAGGUGGAGGGUACCGAGUCGGCGGCGCGGAGAUGGAUAUGGAGGCGAAAAUACAGAAAGCGAUCGACUUCAAACUGGAGGGUCACCGCUGCUACAAGGAAAAGAAAUUCCGGGAAGCUAUUGGGAAGUAUCACAGGGCACUGCUGCAAUUGAAAGGGGUCCAUGUCGUCGACGGGACCACUGGAUCCGAGGUGAACCUCCUGAAUCAGGCGGCGGCUAAGCUGACAGAGGAGCAGCGGCAAACCGUGGAGAGCACCGAGAUUGAAUGCUACGACAGCCUGACAGCAUGCUUGCUGCAGUCGGAACUGGUGAAUUAUGAGCGAGUUAAGGAAUACUGUUUGAAGGUACUGGGACACCAGCAGGAUCACUUUAAGGCCAUGUACCGUGCUGGGAUUGCCUUCUACCACUUGGGAGAUUACGAGUGUGCCCUGCGUUACCUACGCGACGCUAAGUGCCGUGAACCCACAGACACAAACGUACUGCGAUACAUCCAACUGACAGAGAUGAAGAUGAGUAAGACCGGUCAGCAGGUGCGUGAGAGCGGGAAAGAGUCGCUGGGUUAACUCCGACCGCACCCUGCACCGCCCCCUUAUGCCACGCCCAAACCCUGAUAGAAAAGCUCUUUUUCUGAGUCUCUCCCCUUUUCCCAAAAUGCCCAUCAUUUUUUGGACAACCAGGAUAUACGUGUACUGUGUCCCCUCUAAAAAGAAGACUUGAAACGGGCACAGCUACAGCACAGAACCCCAUAACUGUCUUUUCUCGCUUUGAGGUAUCUCGUCCCUUUAAAUCCAACUUCCCCGGUGCUUUUAAUUUCCCAGGUAUCGCGAAUCUGACUGACGAACAAUUAUGAAAAAAGAUAGAAAUGCUGUAUAAUAAUUAAACAAACAAUGGGGGCCUGACAUAACCGUUUAAAAUUACAUCAUCAUGUAAGGAUAUCAAAUAAUGUGCAUAAUGUAUUUUAUAGAAUGCAAAAUGGGUAAUGCAGGAAGGUUGUGGUACUGUGUGUCUUAUAGGUAGAGAAAGCACAUAUAUCAAAGCCACAUUGCAAGUGCAGAUGUUAAAGGUCAAUAAAUAGGCUAGUGACCAUUGAACUCACUUUGAUCCAUUAAGAGACACUUCUCUCUGCUCAAUACAGAAGAGAUGGAGGGAGGUCAAAGUUUCAGAUCUCAAUUCACAUCCACCUACAAUGCCUGUUAUUUUCUGCUUCCUUCUUUUUCUCGUUCUUGCAUUUGGGCAUAUCUCAAUCAAUUUUGAACUGUUUCAAUUUAAGGGCUAAUUCAAAUGUUUGUAAUUUGUCCUGUAAUAUUUUGAUUCCUUUUCGGUUUGCUAUUUGUUGAAUGGUAUUAUAGUGGUUUACGCGAGUUGUCAUCGUUCCCAUUCUCAAAGGAACAAAAUCCUCUGUACUAGUGUUAGCGAGUGUUUUGUGAAAUAUGUUGUCCAUUUUCCUUGACAUAUGUUGUAAAGUUGAAGUCUCAUAGCCCCUCCCCC